Ambispora gerdemannii is the source of this 1992-nucleotide messenger RNA. The record is from the annotation of a GenBank genome assembly. Lineage: Eukaryota; Fungi; Glomeromycota; Glomeromycetes; Archaeosporales; Ambisporaceae.
AUGCAAGUAUUAUCAGAUGAGGAAAAACGUGCGCAGUAUGAUCAAUAUGGGCACGAGUUUUCAGAACAACCAACGGGUGCAGGAGGUUUCACAAGUAGUCAAGAUAUGGGAGGCUUUAAUUUUGCUCAAGGAGGGGCUGGUGGAUUCACAAGUGGAUUCGCAAAUACAGAUCUAUUCGAUCGGCUCUUUGGGUCUUUUGGUGGACCAAGAGCAGGCGGAUUUUCAGCCGGUUACGGACAAGCUUUUACACCUGGAGAAAUUUUCGAGACAUUCGUGGAUAUAUCUUUUAUGGAUGCAAUUAAGGGGACAAAAAAAAAAGUUAUAAUCGAGCCAAUAACCUUUUGUAAAUCUUGUAAGGGGUUAGGCACAAAAAGCGGCAAGAAACCAGAAAGAUGUCCCGUAUGUUCUGGAUCUGGUAUGCAACAUGUGAGCUUAUCGAGUGGCUUCCAUGCACAAACCAUAUGUAAUUCAUGUCGAGGCAAAGGCACAAAAAUUUCCUCAGGAAAUCGAUGUCCUACAUGUGGAGGUGCUGGACGAGUGAUAGAAAGAAAAACUGUAGAUAUCGAUAUUCCAGCUGGUAUCGAGCAUGGGAUGAGAAUAAGAGUACCUAAACAAGGUAAUGUACAUCGCGAUUAUGAUGGGCCGCCGGGUGACUUGCAUGUUGUUGUCAAUGUCGCGCCUUCUCCAUUAUUCGAGCGCAAAAAUCAGGAUAUAUAUUAUAACGCGAGCAUCCCGUUCUACACCGCACUCCUUGGCGGGUUUAUUCGAAUUCCGACUGUGGACGGAGAUGUUGAACUUAGGGUUCCACCGGGUGCACAGCCCGAACAACAAACAAGGCUGAAAUCGCGUGGUGCUCCAAAAUUAACCUCGACUGAGCGUGGGGAUCAGAUAAUUACAUUUAAAGUGAAAUUACCAAAGAUAUUAACACCGAAACAGCGUGAAUUAAUAGAAAAGUUCGCAACAUUAGCAGAAGGACACAAUAGUAAAAAAGAUAGAGAACAUGCCGAAGAAUAUUUGGACUUUUGGCUCGAUAUCGCCGAGCAUGAAAUGUUGUGUAAACAUUUCAUGAGAGAUUUGAGAAGAACGGGAAUAGAUGUUAAUUUAGAGUAUCCAGAGUUUGUACAAUACAAAAGUACCAAGGAAAAAAAUCCUUUGCAUAGUAAUUCAAGCACCGAAGGUGUUGGAAGCGUGAAAAGAAAUCUAAGUGCUUCUUCUCGUGGUUCUGAUACAUCUCUUACGAGUGGUGCUUCAUCACGCGCUCCUUCACCAAUAACUAAUCUUGGGGUUCCAAAUUACGCAAUAGAUAUUCCACCGCCGGGUGGCAAUGCAGAUAGAAAUCCACGAUAUCGAGAUUCAGUUCGAUCGAAUACCACGGGAAAUCUCUCGUUUGUUGGACAACGACCGAUAACGCGAGAUGAUAUAAAAUUUUCCGCGGAUCGUAUUUAUUAUCGAUAUGUGGUAGCACAGUCCGAGAAAGAAAUUAACUUAUCGGAACCGAUUCGUGAACGAAUGCGAAUUGCAAUAGAGAAGAAUCAUCGAGAUGAUCCAAAUGUGUUCCAAGAGGCUAAAGAUGAAGUAAUGGAAUUGAUGCGGUUAGAUCCGUUUCCGCGGUUUUUACAAGCACGAGCUUAUGGAAAUAUGACUGUUUUACAGACGAUUAUACGAUUGGGUUUGGGUUUGUUUUGCUUAUUCGUAGGAUUCUCUGUGGAGUUGUCUUUAAUCUUUUUAGACGAGAAGCGUUUAUUAAGACUUUGGGGCUUCAUUCCAAUAUUUUUCGGAGUAUCAAAUCUUUUUGCCAAUCAAACAGAACUUAGUCCAUUGUUUGUCUUAUUAAAAACUAGUGAAACAACAUUCUUAAAAUUUCAAAUAAUCAGAGAAUUGUAUAUUUAUAAAUUACAAAUAAGAAAAGGCAUACGAGUAUUCUUGGGAAGCUUACUUGUAUCGCUGUUUGUUACUGGAUUUUUCAUUGCACUACCUGGGCAUCGUCUAUAA